AGCAGAGCUCAGAACCCUGCAUGGGCCUUGGGACUAACAAUCAUGAGAAAGGUUGCAAAAUGCUUUGGAGGAGGGACUGCUCUCUGACUUUGGGGGUAAAGGAGAGAUCUGUGGGACAGCAGGGAACAUCAGACUGCUGUGUGUCUCCUGUUUUGGGGAGAGAGAUCAGCCAGAGAGAGAGAAAGCCAGCUGCAGAGAUCCUGAACCCAGGGAAGCUGUCUGGCUGAGAAAGUCCCAGGCUGGAAGGCUGAACAGAGGUCCAGGUGAUAACACUGCUGGAGGACAGAGCAAGGCCUGGACUGGGAGUCAAAAUAGGCCCUGCCAUUCCAAGUACACAGAGGCCCAAACAGCCCCCUACCAGCCCAAAACAGCCUCCUACCAGCCCACUAUAUGGUAACUUUCUAUGGAACCAUACAGCAGCCCCUCUGGCAUUUGCCAGAACCCACAGAUUGCCAGUCCGGGCCUGGACAUUAUCUGCUCAUAUCUGCUAUUCAAGUGAUCCAGUGAUUUAGGAGCACAGACUAUGAAGUCUGCCGAGGUAGAGGACAGAGUAUUGUUUACAGACGCUUACUGCAAAAUCUGCAAUGCGCAGUUAAUUUCCGAGUCUCAAAGGGUUGCACAUUAUGAGAGCAAGAAACAUGCUAAUAAAGUUCGACUUUACUAUAUGUUACACCCAGAGGAUGGAGGUCCUCCCUCAAAGAAACUUCGACCGGAUAACCCAGAAAGCGAUGAGACUGAAGUCGAUAAAAAUAAAUGCUGUACCCUUUGCAACAUGUUCUUCACAUCUGCUAUAGUUGCUGAAUCUCAUUAUCAAGGAAAGACUCACGCAAAAAGAGUGAAACUUGUGCUUGGGGAGUCACCAAAUACACCAGCUCCAGCAGAACCAAUACAGGAGACCCCUGAGCAUACAGACAUACCACCUCAGGAAGAGGACACAUUGUGGAACCUUAACAUAGGAAACGAGUCUAGGAAAUUCUGUGACCUCUGUCGGGCAUGGUUUAACAAUCCGCUGAUGGCCCAGCAACAUUAUGAGGGGAAAAAGCACAAAAAGAAUGCAGCACGGGCUAAACUUCUACAGCGACUUGGAGAAACACUAGAUUCGGAAGCAUUAGAAGCUUUGCGAAGCAGCUACACUUGCAACAUCUGCAGCAUGGUCUUAAACUCAGUGGAACAGUAUCAUGCCCAUCUGAAAGGUGCACGGCAUCAGAACAAUGCUAAUAAUAUCGCAGAUGGAAUAAAGCCACUUGGGCAAGGGACUCCUCAGAACUUGGCAGAGCUGCAAAGACAGCAAAGAAGAUAUUUUUACACAAAAAACAAUAUGCAGAAGAGAUUUGGCAAGGAAGUAGGAAAGGACAAUGACAGUGGCAGAAGUUCUCUUAGUCCACCGCAGAUUUCAGAAAUUACCGGAGACUGCUCACCAGAGAACACUUUCUUUUCUGCCAUGGUGGAAGAGGAAAGCCACAUUUUGUGCUGACUGUGCAGGUGCCCCCAUUAAUACAGACACAUUUUUAUGAAGCACAAGAAAGGGCUUUUUGUUGAAUAUCACUUCGAUAUACUGCAAAAUUGGGCAUGAAAUCAUCUCAAUAGCAGCUCCUAUCUCCAGCCUUUUCUAGUUUCAUGUAAAAUCAGCUUUAGAAGAAAAUGUAAAUAUUCGGGGAUGGGUUGGCUGUUUUUCAACAUACAUCCUCAAUCCAGGAUAUGUAUCCGAAGGGGAGGAAACAAGACUUUUUUGAUCAUUUCAAUCCUCAUCCACACAAUUUUAAUCCCUUAUAAUAUGUACAUUGUUUACCUGCCAUGAUCAAGAACCGUCCUCUCUACAAAGCCCAGACAAGAUUGUUAGAGCUGCUCAGAGAAGACAGAAGAAGCAUUUGGACAGAUAAUCAAUACAACUCUUACUUGGCUAGUCAUCCCUCUAACAUGCUAUUAAUACUAAAUCAUUUUUUAAAAGGUCAAAGGAAUGUCUAAUUUCACUUGGUCUAUGCACAUUGUCUCCAGCGGUAGAGGUUGAACUUUGUAUACCCAACAGCAAAUUGUGAGUUUAACAUAAAAUGACACAAACGUGUAUCACAUUUCCAGACUUGAACACAUACAUACUGUAUCAUAAGGAAAACACACCCCAUUUACUAUUAUUUCAUAUUGAUUUACUGAAAUGAAAAAUAAAAUCCAUUUUCUUGGUUGAGAAUACAUCACAGUUGUGUUACUCUCACAAUACUUUUCUGUUUCCUUUUGUGAUAAAGGAUUCUCUAAUUAGUGCAAGUCAUUUAAGAAUGCUCUUAUGCCUAGGGAUUUUCGACGCUGCCCAGAGAGUUAUUGCUUUAUCCAAGACUGCUUUCUGCUAAUGUAUAUGGACUUAUUCUCAAUAAAUCAUUAUUUUGCAGUUUCAGACAGAAUAAUGAAUUGAAAAGAGAAGUGUAUUAAUAAGAUGAUGUUCGUUUUUUUUAUUCUACAUUAUUAGUUGUCCUCUGUCUGAAAACCUUAGACAAAAGGGAAUAUAUUUGUUGAUAGAUUUGUUUGCUUUAAACCCCUCAAUGUUAAAACAUGUGUGUUGUAUUAGAGCCUAUGUAUUGUUUAGGUACAUAUGUUUAACUAAAUGCUCAGAUAUUUGUGCAUGGGACUAUCAUACACAAUCUGCUUUUAUGUAUCACAGAAUUACUGUAGAUAGUGGAUUGUAAAGGUUUUGAAUGCAGCAGAGAGAAACACUGUAUAAUAUUGGGGCUUUCAUAAACUGAUGCAGUGAUUUUUUCACACAAGGAGUUUGCCUUAAUGGGAUGAAGCCAAGAACAACAACAGAAAGGCACAGUUUGUAUUUUUUUUACUUUCUAAUAGAUGCAAUAUUUUUUAAUGCUUUAGUCUACGAAGAAUAAAAAUCAGUUGACCACAUCUGCUCCGGUGCAAUAAAUAAUGUAAACACUCAUCAACGUUUCCAUUCAUCUAGUUUAGAGAGAGUGCUUUACAGUCAAAGUGUUAUAAAUUGUUAUAUUUCAAAAAUAUUAUCAGUUCAAUAAUGUUAUCUUGUAUGCAAAGAAAUCUACAAAAUUAUACAAAUUCAUUUGGAAAGAUAAAUUAAUGGCGAAGAAUGAAGAUUCAGUCCCUGAUGCUCCAGUCUUUAGAAGAAAGUUGGAGUUUUGAAAAUAUUUGAAAAGGAAAGCAAUCGUAAAGAAUUCCUUGUGUGCAGCUAAUGUGUGUUUCUAUUCAGGCUGUGCUUGUAAUUCAAAAUGAGCUAUUUGUAAAUGCACAUCAUUCAAGAACAGAAAAUUGUGUUGUACCAAACAACAGACUGGAGAAAAAUGACGCUGUUCUGGUAUGUGUAAAUGCCAGAUGGAAUAAAAUUGCUAGCUAAUACUAACAUUUCUGGGCUAAUUAUAAUGCAAUUUAUCAUCCGAUAGGAAAGCUAGUUUUUCAUAAUAUUUUUAAAUUUUAAACAAUUGCGUUUUUUGUGAGCUGAAUUGUAAUAAUUGAAAUAUCAACCCCCAAAUGAUUCAGAUUGCUAAAUACCAUAUGCUAAUCCAAAACGUGAUUAUGUUUUAAAGAAGGAAACUAAACAUAAAUAUAGAAUGUUUGGAAUGAAAGGAGCCGUUGAGAAGAAUCCAAUGUUAAAUAUAAAUGAUAGAACAGCAGCAAAGUACAGUUUAGGGCAGCGCAGGAUAUGAGGUUACACCUGGCUGUAAAAUAAAACUUUAAACCCAAAACUAAUUUAGAAAGAAAACAGAGAAAGCAGAAAUAAGGUGUAAUUUACCAACAAGGUGCGCACACAUAAAGACUUGUGUGCCAGUGUGUCUACUUGUACCCAGUAAAUAGGAAGCAAACACUCUUUUGAACAUGCAUAAGUAACAUCCUAAAAAACUUUAUGCCACUUGCACCAGAUUUGCAUCAAAGCGCAAGUUUAAUUGGGUCCUUUUCUUAUUGGCAAUUUGCACUUUGUGCACUGAAGUUAAAUUUAAAUUCCCCCUAAAGUGUUGUAGGUAGGGAUGCACCGGAGUACACUGUUUGGGAUUCAGCUGAAUCCCCGAAUCCUUUGUAAAAGAUUCAGCCGAAUCCAAAUCCUAUU
Molecule: messenger RNA, 4048 nt
Organism: Xenopus laevis (African clawed frog)
Lineage: Eukaryota; Metazoa; Chordata; Amphibia; Anura; Pipidae
Gene: zmat4.S
Product: zinc finger matrin-type protein 4
Exons: 8
Coding region: 524-1474 (316 amino acids)
Cellular component (GO): nucleus
Molecular function (GO): nucleic acid binding; zinc ion binding
Source: RefSeq, a predicted model, not a curated record